This is a messenger RNA of Ziziphus jujuba (common jujube), 3300 nucleotides long. RefSeq names its product disease resistance RPP13-like protein 4. Gene Ontology annotation, biological process: defense response to other organism. The transcript has a single exon. The coding region runs from base 276 to 1871 and encodes 531 amino acids. Gene Ontology annotation, molecular function: ADP binding. Lineage: Eukaryota; Viridiplantae; Streptophyta; Magnoliopsida; Rosales; Rhamnaceae. The record is from RefSeq and is a predicted model, not a curated record.
AAUUAAGGGGACAAGGGAUUGUAAGAACUAGAAAAAUAUCAAUAUAAUAAUCAGGAAGACAAAUUAAUCAUCUGAAUUCGUAGGAGGGCAAGCAAGAAGGAACAGUAGAGAGUCAUGAUUUCUAGUUUUGUGUAUUUAUUAAUGUAUAUGUUGAUAUUUUAAAAUUUAAUUGUGAAAGUGAGGGACCAAGUAUUAUAACACCACUAUGGAAUUAAACAUAUGUAACAGAUAAGAGACAAAUCGAGCAGGAAGCAACCGUGUCUGUGGUAGAUGCAAUGCUCCAAAUCCUUGUGGAACAAAUAUAUACGGCCGUAAACAACGAAGUUCAAUUUGCACUGGACUUCAAAGUUGAGUUUGAUAAAAUGAAGUCACGCCUUGAUCUUAUGACAGCCUUCAUGACUGACACUGAAAAUCUCAAGACUAAGAAUGAAGUUGCCAAGGCAGCUUUAAUCAAGCUUAGGGAAGUGAUUUAUGUUGCUGAUAAUAUUCUCACUGAUUGCAUUGUCAGAGAUGAAUACAAGAAAGAUGGGUCUUGCUUUGGUUUAUCCCUCUCUGAUCCAUUGUUUUUGCAUAAGACGAGCAAGAAAUUGAAAGACAUCAAUACGAAAGUGGAGCAGAUUGAGAAGAGCUUGGGUGGUUUCCAGAGAGCACCACAUCAUAAUAAUGUCCAGAUUGAAGAUUCAAACCAUGCUAGAGGAUUCAUGUCUCAAGAUUGUAAUCCUUCUGAGACAUUUGAAUUGGAAUCGGAGUUGACGAAGCUCAAAGAGUGGAUUCUUGAAACCCAAGAAACACUUUUACAAAUUGCUGUUGUGGGGAUAGAGGGUUUGGGAAAAACAACCAUUGCCCAGAAAAUCUUUCAUGAUAAUGAGCUAAGAAGUCGGUUUGAUAAGAUCAUCUGGGUUUGUGUUUCAAGAGCUUUCAGCAAGAAGCAUGUUGUGAAGUGCAUGCUGGAAAGGUUAGACAAAAAGGUAUCCGGGUUUGAUAGCAGCCAGCUGUUUGGGGAGCUUCAACAAGUUCUUGCUUGCCUUAGCGUCAUGGAUGAUGUAUGGGAAAUGGACGUGGAAUGGUGGACAACCUUAUGCUCCAUUUUCCCCAAACGAGAUGGUAAAAGCAGCUGCAUCAUUAUCACUACAAGGAAUGAAGACGUUGCCAAUGAUAUGGGAGUUGAAAACUCGAAAAUCCAUAGGCCCCCUUUUCUAAAUGACAAUGACAGUUGGUCUUUGUUCUCCAAAUUUGCAUUUUCUUCAAAUAAGGGAAUUUGUCCACCACGUAACGGAUUUGAGGAAAUAGGCAAAGAUAUCGUGAAGAAAUGUGGGGGGCUUCCACUGGCAAUCAAGACAAUAGGAGCUCUAUUAGCACGAAAGAUGGAAUCCUCUGCUGAUUGGACUCAAAUUAGGGAAAGUUUUCAUGACUUGACAACUGAAGGAAGAAAUAAAUCGAUUAUGGCGUCUCUUCAACUGAGUUAUGAUGAACUCCCAUCUCAUUUGAAGCAAUGCCUAUUGUCUUUCUCCAUUUACCCUAUAGAUUUAGAGGUAAGAAGCGAACAACUAAUUCAUUGGUGGGUUGCUGAGGGUCUCGUCCAGGGGAAAGGCUCAAAAUCAGCAGUUGAAAUGGGGUAUGAAUACCUCUUGCAACUAGUGAAAAGGUGUCUUGUUGAAGCUGUACAACAACGACGUUAUGAUGGGAGGAUCUACAACUACAAGAUACAUGAUAUGGUGCGGGAAUUGAUUAGCAUGAAUGCUCAAGAGGAGGCAUUUUGCAGCUUCGAUGAAAAAGGCAGGCAAACAUUGAAUGCAGAGUCUCGAUGGUUAGGUUUCAGUGAUGCCAUGCAUGGAAAGCCAUUAGGAAACAGAUCAAAGACCGGGCAUUAAUGUUCCUGGUAUCAAAUGAUACAAAGCUUGACUUUGGGAAAUUUGGGUUGCUGACAUCUCUAAGGGUGUUGGAUUUCUCAUACAGCAACGUGAAAGACAUCAGUGCAGAAGAUUUGUUUGAGUGGAUUAGUUCCUGUUAGAGUUUGUGACCCGAAUUCUUGUUGACCCGACCCGAAAAGCUCGCGGUGCGACCCAUUUGGUGAAACUAAAUUUUGGAGAAAAAUUUGGGGCUCUGUGGUGGAAGCGGAGGUCUCGGGCCGAUAGGGUUUCUUCUGUACUAUAUAUAUAUAUCUGUAUUUUUGUUCGGCCGAUUGGGGUUUUUUAGGGUAUCUCGAAAUUUGGCUCACCUUGUACAAAUCUUUCGAUAUUGGAUUUGCUUCUCCCUGCCCGUGGUUUUUCCCGUCAAGGGUUUCCACGUUAAUUAUGUGUUUGUUCUUCGAUUUCUUUGUUUCUGUUGCCAUUUGUUUUUCUCCUAAUUCCGUAACAGUUCCCUCAAACGAUUAGCACAUUUGAAUCUUACUGGAGUUCGAGGACUAGAAUCAGUACCAUCUUCAAUUCGAAAACUCCUAAAUUUCCAGCUAUUGGUUUUGACCAGAUGUGCUGAUCUAAAAAGGAUACAUCCAUCCGUUACUAGUUUGAGGAAGCUGCUGGUGUUGGACUUGGGGUCUUGUCCACUUGAGAACCUACCCAGGGGAUUGGGAAGGUUAUCUUAUCUCCAAGAACUCUCUGGAUUCAUGGUGACGAGUCAGUUGAAAAGAAAUUGCUGUAAGCUUAUUGAGCUCGGGGAACUAAAACAUAUAAGAGUACUUCGGAUCAGUAUAAGUGAUGAUACAGAAAUCUCAGAAAACAAGCUGAACGUCCCAGCUCAUCUCGGAAACCUAAAAGUUCUUGCAAUUGAUGCUGACAAUUGUAAAAGGAACUCCUCAGAGAUUUUGAAGAAGGUCGAUCAGCUUAUUCCUCCUCCAGCCUUGCAGGAGCUGUAUCUUAGGAAUUACCAUCGCACAACUCUGCCACUGUGGGUUUGUCCAUCCCGGCUUACUAAAUUGCAAUAUCUUUCCAUUGAAAAUGGAGAUCUUAUCAAAUUGCAAUAUCUUUCCAUUGAAAAUGGACAUCUUAUCAAAUUAACUGCAGAGGUUGAGGAUGGCAAUUGUCACGCUGCUUGGAACAUCGAGGGUCUAUGCUUGAAGUUCUUGACCAGGUUGGAUGUGAACUGGACGGACUUGCAAAAGGAUAUGCCUGUGCUACGCUACAUGGAGGUUAGUAAUUGCUACAAACUGAAAGGUUUCCCCUGUUCUGUCAAGUCUCAAGCGAUCUGGAGAAAAAAUCAAGAUAGUGGAAUUGAUUCACUUGAAGAUAAUCACAAUAUCCAGAAAGUCCAUUAAUUGAGUGAUGCCAAAUUAAUAUUUGCUUUCUAUGCAUUGAUGUUGUU